Ramularia collo-cygni is the source of this 1392-nucleotide messenger RNA. Its product is annotated as probable cell shape control protein phosphatase ppe1. NCBI's taxonomy places the organism in Eukaryota, Fungi, Ascomycota, Dothideomycetes, Mycosphaerellales, Mycosphaerellaceae. The transcript is spliced from 3 exons. The record is from RefSeq and is a predicted model, not a curated record. Gene Ontology annotation, molecular function: protein serine/threonine phosphatase activity. Gene Ontology annotation, biological process: peptidyl-serine dephosphorylation; G1/S transition of mitotic cell cycle. The coding region runs from base 1 to 1392 and encodes 463 amino acids. Gene Ontology annotation, cellular component: cytoplasm.
AUGCCGCGCGAGACGGAUACUGAUGUCCCCCAGCCCGGGCCGGCGACUUUGACAGCUCACGCUGGUCCAGAUGAAUGGCUGGAGCAAGCAAAACUAUGUCGGUACCUUCCCGAGGCCGACAUGAAGCGCCUGUGUGAAAUCGUCAAGGAGUGCUUGAUGGAAGAAUCCAACAUACAACCUGUGCAGGCACCUGUGACUGUAUGUGGCGACAUUCACGGGCAAUUUUACGAUCUAUUGGAACUGUUCCACGUGGCUGGCGGCAUGCCCGGUGAGGUGGACCAGCGCGCGGCUGAGGCGGCGGCCGGGGCGAGAAACAAGGCGGCGAGAGCAAGUAUGAGUCCAAGGGGAAAGGCCGCGGCGGGGUUCAACGCUGCCGAUCUGGAGCCACCGACUCAGAUUUCCGAUCCAAAGGUUAGGAAGAAGAUGAAGAGGAGAUUUCAGCAAGACAGUGCAUACACUUCGGCUGCGUCAAACGAUGGGUCGGAGCAGGGUGGUGGAGAAGAAGAGGAAGAGCAGCGAGGACGAGUGCGGAGUCGCAGCGUGACUGAGGACGAAGCAUACGAAGAUGACGAUGGCAGCGAGGACAGCGGUGUUGGCGUCCGGAGUCCUGAACCCAGUCGGAGCAAAAGCGCCGCACAAAGUUCCAGACCUGAUCUCGCAACCGGACACCAGAACUUUGUGUUCCUCGGCGAUUUCGUCGACAGGGGCUACUUUUCUUUGGAGACGUUCACAUUGUUGAUGUGCUUGAAGGCAAAAUAUCCCGACAAGGUCACUCUAGUCCGUGGCAAUCACGAGUCUCGUCAAAUCACUCAGGUGUACGGCUUCUACGAGGAAUGCCAGCAAAAGUACGGCAAUUCUGCUGUCUGGAAGUCUUGUUGCCAGGUUUUUGACUUUCUCGCUUUGGCCGCCAUUAUUGAUGGCAAAGUGCUAUGUGUGCACGGUGGACUUUCGCCGGAAAUUCGCACUCUCGACCAGAUAAGAGUGGUCGCAAGAGCACAGGAAAUCCCGCACGAGGGAGCCUUUUGCGAUCUUGUGUGGAGUGAUCCAGAAGACGUGGAAACAUGGGCUGUGUCGCCUAGAGGGGCCGGGUGGCUAUUCGGAGACAAGGUCUCAUCAGAGUUCAAUCAUGUCAACAACUUGUCGCUGAUCGCUCGCGCGCAUCAGCUUGUAAACGAAGGCUACAAGUACCAUUUUGCGUCGCAGGAUGUCGUUACGGUCUGGUCAGCACCAAACUACUGCUAUCGAUGUGGUAACGUUGCGAGUAUCAUGACACUGGGGCAGGGUAUUGAGAACGCACCACCCGAGCCCGACUUCAAGAUAUUCUCGGCCGUUCCGGACCAUAGGAGAGCCGUGCCUGCAGGGAGGCAAGGCAGAGGGGAGUAUUUCUUGUAG